This is a messenger RNA of Pseudozyma hubeiensis SY62, 294 nucleotides long. RefSeq lists its product as hypothetical. Bases 1 to 294 code for a protein of 97 amino acids. The record is from RefSeq and is a predicted model, not a curated record. NCBI's taxonomy places the organism in Eukaryota, Fungi, Basidiomycota, Ustilaginomycetes, Ustilaginales, Ustilaginaceae. The transcript has a single exon.
AUGCUCGAUCAGAUGCCGUCAGAGAGUUUGAGAGGAUGCAAAGAAAGAAAGGACGAGCAGCUUGUCCGUAUCCGUGUGGCGCGAGCAAUAGACAGGAAAGGAAACGAUCUCGUCUCAGGAAGGUGGCGCCAAUGCGUCGAGCAGGUGUCUCUAGCCAAUGUGAAAAGACGCUGCGAGAAGGAGACGGAGAGGAUCGAGGAGAGGAUAGGUGUAGAGCGAAGGCAAGAUGCGGUGGCCAAUCCUCAGCCUACUCGAAAGUCUCGGUGUGGAGAAAUCGACAGCGUGGAAGCGUGA